UACAGAGUGGGUGAGAGGGGGCUCGGGACGCGGCGCUCCGGUGUGUGGCUGAGUGGUGCUGCGGCUGGAUUCACGCGCAGGGCGCUGAGGGAGGAUUAGUCUGUGCGGAUUGUGAGAGUUCCCGCUGAACCCGGGAGUCCCGGCCGAAGGUGAGCGAGUGUCUGGGGGAAGAGCGGAGGGAGCGGAGCGGUGCGGAGCGCUGCAGGCGGGUUUGCGGUUCCGGGGCUGGAAGAGAGACAGACAGUGGCAUGUGUGGAGGACUGUACCAUGUUGGAGAGAGAGAGGGGGGUGUGAGCGAGUGAUGGGCUGCGCUUCAGCCAAGCAGUUGUCGUCCGUUCCUGGAGAUGAGGAGGAUCGGGACAAAGCCCACAGCAAUGGAGACGCCUUCUCCUCAGACGAGUACAAAAUGAAAGGAGUGGAGAAGGUGAAGUACGUGCAGCACGGAGAGGAGGAGCGCAUGAACACGCGCAACCAGGAGCACCAGGAGAAGAGCACAUUUUUGCACAAGGGCAAACACAAAGAGGCAAGCGGGAACACUAAUAAAAUCAGCAUCCACUCGUCAGAGAGCCAGCAGGAGUUCUUCAGGAUGCUGGAUGAGAAGAUUGAGAAGGGACGCGACUACUGUUCGGAGGAGGAGGAGGACGUGACAUAACCUGACACUGUUACCUCUGCGAGAUGAUCACACCUUCCCUCAUCUCCUUUUCCUCUCCUCUGAGUGCGUUUACCCCCCAAACACCUCCAUCCCUCCCUCCCUCCCGUUUACGGUCAGCGCUCCGCCCGCAAGGGAGGAGAAAAGGGGACCCGGGACAGAUGUCCAUGUCGUCGUGGUCUCAGUGCCCUUGCCUUACACUAAGCCUUUCUCAACAUUUUUGAGAGAGCCAUGAACAUGACGCUGUCCCGGACUUCAAAGAGGACUCGGCCGCUUCAACACCUCCUGCAUGUGCAGAAUGAAAGAGUCCGACAUCCGCUGCUUCUUCUCCUCCUCCUUUUUGUUCUUCCUUGGAGAUGAGACGUCCCAGGAAGUUGCAGAUCAUCAUGUGGAACAAAACAAAAGGACAAAGGACAUUUAAUUCCAUCCCACACAUUCCAGGCAUUUUAUAUACACGUGUGUGUGUGUUGGAAAAGUAUUUUCUCACCAUAAGUCUGUGUUUUGUGUGUAUUAUUUUUUAACUCUUAAAACGUGUGUGUAACCCUGCUCAGGACUGCGUGUCGGAGGAGGAUCGUUCAUCGUGAAUCGGCGCAAUAUUCUCAACAGGACGCGGUCGGAGGCUGCUUUCACACCUGCUGUUUUUCCCUGUAACCAUAGCAACAGCCCCAGCUCGUAUCAGCGUUUUGAAAAUAUGUGUUGAGGGUCCCUCGGUGUGAAAGCAGCCCGACUGAUAAAUCAGUCACAUCUACAACACUAAAAAUGUUCGAAAAGAAAACACAAGGAUGAUUUGAUGAGGUUUUCAAAGUGCUCUGCUCCAGCCGUGUCCCAAAACACCCACAAAUAAAAAAAAAUUUUUAUAAUAAA
Neoarius graeffei (lesser salmon catfish) is the source of this 1513-nucleotide messenger RNA. RefSeq lists its product as uncharacterized. Bases 302 to 652 code for a protein of 116 amino acids. NCBI's taxonomy places the organism in Eukaryota, Metazoa, Chordata, Actinopteri, Siluriformes, Ariidae. The transcript has 6 exons. The record is from RefSeq and is a predicted model, not a curated record.